UAAUAAUAAUAAUGUUGUUGGAAUAUUAUUAUCGACAUAAAGAAAAGAAUAUGUCCUCAUUGUUCACUCAUUGAAUCAAUCUCACCAUCUUUUCUAGCCCCACCAUUUUCAUUUUCAUUUUCAUUUUCACAACACUCCCAUUAUUCCCACACAUUAAUAUUUAUUUAUAUAAGCUCUUACAAAUUGCAAAGUGCAAAAUUAUACUACUACUUACUCUCACUCAGUAGUACUCACUUCACAACAUAAAACCACUUUUCUAAUUUAUAAACCUCACCUUCUUCCAUCAUUAAUAUCAAAAUUAUUUUCUGUUAUUCCAUCGUUUUAUGAAUACAAACUUCAAACCAUGCCAACACCAGUAUCAUCAGCAAGACAAUGCUUAACACCAGAAGCAAUCCAAGCUUUAAACGACGCAGUAGCCGUCGCAAAACGCCGCGGACACGCACAAACAACCUCGCUUCACGCAAUAUCCGCUUUGUUAUCUCUUCCAUCUUCUUCAAUCCUCCGCGACGCAUGUUCUCGUUCGAGAAACUCGGCUUACUCACCACGCUUACAGUUCAAAGCACUUGAUCUUUGUCUCUCAGUAUCACUUGACCGUUCACCUUCUUCGCAUAACAACGUUUCAUCUGAUCAUGAACCACCGGUUUCGAAUUCGCUUAUGGCGGCGAUUAAACGAUCUCAGGCGAAUCAACGGCGUCAUCCUGAUAAUUUCCAUUUCUAUCAUCAGCAGCAACAGUUGCAGAGUCAACAAACGUUUUCUGUUAGUUCUGUUAAAGUUGAGUUGCAGCAUUUGGUUUUGUCAGUUCUUGAUGACCCGGUUGUUAGUAGAGUUUUCGCUGAAGCUGGUUUUCGAAGCUCCGAGAUUAAGCUUGCAAUUCUCCGGCCACUUCCCCAUCUCUUCCGUCGUGGUCCACCGGUUUUUCUGUGUAACCUGCCGGAGCAGCCACGCCGGGGGGCUGGGUUUGGAUUUGGAUUAGGCUUUCCGUUUUUAUCUGGGGUUGGUGAUGUAGAUGAGAAUUUCCGGAGAAUUGGGGAGAUUCUUGUUCGAAGUAAAGGGAAAAAUCCUCUGCUUCUUGGAGCAUGUGGUAACGAUGCUCUGAGAAGCUUUACCGAGGCUGUGGAGAAGCGGAGAGAAGGAGUUUUACCUUUGGAACUUGACGGGUUGCGAGUGAUUUGUAUUGGGAAGGAGUUAGAGAGUGGUGACUGCGAGGUGGUGAGUUUGAAGUUAAAGCAGAUUGCUGCCAUAGUGGAGGAGUGUGUGGGACCGGGUGUUAUAGUGAGUUUUGGAGAGUUGAAGUCUUUUGUCAACGAUGAUGGUGGGUUUGUUGAAGAAUUAGGGAAAUUGUUGAAGAUUCAUUAUGAUAAGUUUUGGUUAGCAGGUGCAGCUGAUAGUUAUGAAAGUUACUUGAAAUUUCUGGGUAGGUUUCCUUCUGUGGAGAAAGAUUGGGAUUUGCAGAUUCUUCCUAUUACUUCUGUUAAGGCUUCUGAAUCAUAUCAGAGACCCAGGUCCAGCUUAAUGGAUUCAUUUGUACCACUUGGUGGCUUUUUUUCAUCACAGUCCGAUUUGAGAGGUCCACUAAAUGGUUCAUUUGGUUGUGUUCCUCAUGAUAAUCAAUUUGGUGAAAAAUGUGAACAUGAAGUUCUUGGUGCUUCAAAUGAAAGAUUUUCGGUUUCAGCUCCUGAUCCAUACCCAUCUAACUUACCUCAAUGGUUGAAGACUACAGAAUUUGGCACAACAAAAACAUUGACUGUUAAGACCAAAGAUGAUGGUGUUUUGGGGGAUAGUAGUGAAUCUUGUACGCCGCGUAAUAACUUGGACAACAUAUGCCAAGUUUUGCAUCAGCGAAUUCCCAAGGCAAAUACUUGUCAUACUGUUGUGGGAUUUCAUUGUGCUGACAACAAAAACGAAGACGCCGACAACCACAGCAGCAAAAUCGUAGACAAAUCAUCUAAAGAAUACAUCAAUCUCAACUCUCAUGCACCUGUUGGCGUUCAAACGAUGUCUGCAUUACAAUCCAGCAAUUCUUUUCCUUCUUUCUUCUUGGCAAAACAGGUGAAAAAUAUUCCAAAUCUAACUGAUAUGUUCCAGAAUGUAAAAGAUCUUGAGUCAGGUGACCUAAGAUCAUGCAACAUCUCCAGUUCAAGUGUGUCCGAUGGUAGUCAACUAUCUCCCACAUCUGUGACUUCAGUAACAACAGAUCUCGGCUUAGGUAUAUGCUCUUCUCCUACCAGCAAUAAAUUGACAAAAGCUGCAGUUCAAUAUACAAUGGAGCCUCCAAAGGAAAUCCCUAAUCGAUUUACUUCAAGCUUUAAUUUGGAUGAAGAGAUUAUCAGGAUGCGUCCGUCCCAAUCUUCAUCCUGCUUAACUUUUGACUAUUAUCAACAAGCUGAUGACGCUAGAAAUCCCAAAGUUCUUUUUGAAGCUCUUUCCAAGGCGGUAAGAUGGCAAGAUGAAGCCAUAAGGGCUAUUAUUAAAACAAUAGUCUGUGGCUCAACAAAAAGUGCUAAAGACCAUGGGUUAAAUCAACGUGGGGACAAGUGGAUGAAUUUUGUUGGACCCGAUAGGCAUGGUAAAAAGAAAAUUGCUGUUUCUCUAGCUGAAUUACUGUAUGGAAGCCGGGAAAACUUUACUUUUGUGGAUCUGAGUUCCAAAGAAAUGAAUGGAUGUAAUGUGAAAUUCAGAGGGAAGUCUCACCUUGAUUUUCUCGUAGAUGAGUGCUGCAAGAAACCAUUGUCUGUGGUUUUCAUUGAAAAUGUUGAUAAAGCGGAUAUAGUAGCUCAAAGCAGUUUGUCUCAAGCCAUCAAGACAGGAAAAAUCACAGACUCGCAUGGACGAGAAGUUAGUGCAAACAAUGCAAUAUUUGUUUUUUCUUUCUCAGGUUACCAAAAUAGUUUGAUGCAAACAAGGGAACCUUCCAACUAUUCUGAGGAAAGAAUGCUGAGUGUACGGGGCGGAGGUAUCAAGAUCAAAGUUGAACAUAUGGUUAGAGACAUCAGAAACCAAAGCAUCGGUGUACCUAACAAUUCAAUAAACAUCAUUCCUAAUCUAAAUUUCAUAAACAAACGAAAAUUGAUUGGUGACAAUGAACUUCACGAUCCCCAUUUACUCGCAGAUGCGGCUAAAAGGGCACAUACAACAUCAAACCGGCUUUUAGAUUUGAAUCUUCCAGCUGAAGAGAAUGAACAGAAACAGACAGAUGAUGGAAACUUUGAACAUGUCUCAACUGAGAACCAAAACCUUUGGUUGCAAGAUUUGUAUAAUCAGGUUGAUGAAACAGUUGUUUUUAAACCAUAUGAUUUUGAUUCCCUUGAUGAUAGAGUGUUGAAAUUGGUAAGAAAUAACUUCAACAAAAUUCUUGGAUCCGAGUGUGCCUUACAAAUCCAAACAGAAGUCAUGGAUCAAUUGCUUGCAGCUGCAUACGUCUCGGACAGUGAUACGGAGGUGGAGAACUGGGUUCAGCAAGUUCUCUAUGGUGGAUUCACUGAAGUGCGGAGAAGAUACAAUCUCACCGCCAGUUCUAUUGUGAAACUUGUUACAUGUCCAGAGCAAGCUUCAAGUGUGCACCUUCCACCAAGGAUAGUUUUAGAUUGAAUACCCUUCGGUGAUUGUUGUCUUUUCUUUUUGAAUGUAUAAUUUAGCUGUAGCAUAUAGUGAAACUAUCUUAGUCUUUAAUCCCUAUUAUUUUGUUGGGUUUCUUUGUCUAGGUUUCAGUUGUGUAUAAUAUGUAAUUGCAGCUAGUGCUUUGUGUGAUUAUCCUGGGAUAUUUAAAUUAAAUGUCUUCUUUGUUUAUGUAAGGUGUUGCUUGAUGUAAUAGAUUAAUAAAAUAUACUAAUGAACCGAUGCAGACCAAAAAAAGGAGGUGUUUGUGUUUUGUGAUUGCAUCAUGAA
Medicago truncatula (barrel medic) is the source of this 3886-nucleotide messenger RNA. Its product is annotated as protein SMAX1-LIKE 8. The record is from RefSeq and is a predicted model, not a curated record. Lineage: Eukaryota; Viridiplantae; Streptophyta; Magnoliopsida; Fabales; Fabaceae. Gene Ontology annotation, molecular function: ATP hydrolysis activity; ATP binding. Bases 344 to 3589 code for a protein of 1081 amino acids. The transcript is spliced from 3 exons.